GUCCACCUCCAGUGACAGCUGUAGUGGCCUUUGAGCUGAAGACCAGCACCCUUACAGACCUAUCACACUCUUUCCCCAGCCCUUCUGAUCCCCCUUACCUUAUUUGUGGCAUCAGCAGGGGUGAUUACAUGGGUCGCAUUCAGGAAGUGGGCUGGGUGACUGCAGGACUGGUGAUCUGGGCUGGUACCUGCUAUUACAUUUACAGAUUAACCACAGGAAGAGCCCAGAGUAUGAGGAGACUUGCCAGCAAUGGGUCUAGAGUCAAGAUGGAAACUGUGGCUGGUGUACAGACCCAGACCUUGGCUACGAGUGAAGCCAUGGAUGGGACAGAGAUUGAGACUAGAUCCAAGGUCAAGACUGGAGCAGAAACUGGAACAGGAGGUGGGGCUGGGGCUGAUAUAGAGAUGAAGGCCACUGCUAGAGGCAGACCCAAAGCCAACUCUCAGGCCAAGGCAAUGGUUGGGGCAGAGGCAGAGGUCCAGUCUGAGGUCAAAACAAUGGCUAUGACAGAGGCAGUGACUCUGGCUGAGGCCAAAAUCAAAGCCAAGGAAAUGGCCAUGAAAGAGGCAGUGACUCAAACUGACUCUGAGGCUGAGAGAGUAGUCAAGAAAGAAGCAGUGACCCAGACCAAAGCUAAAGCUUGUGGACUAUUUGCCAGGGCAGAGGCCAAGAAAGAAGCAAUGACCCAGACCAAAGUGGAAGCUCAUAUAUUUGCUGAAAAAGAGACAGAGUUGAACAGAGUACUGGUGACACAGAAUGAGGCCUUGGCAAUAACCAGGGAAGUAGCCAAGAUGAAUGCCAUAAACAAGACUGGAAUUGUGGCUGAGACCAAAGCAAGAGCCCUGGAAGAGACUAUGAAUGUGGCCAAGACUCAGUCUGAGGCAAGGUGUGGUACCACAGUUGAUGCUAAGGGAAAUCUUAAUACCAUGUCCAGGGCAGGAGCUGGAAUGGAUAUAAGGUCUUAUGCACCGUCUCAGGCUGUGGCCAAGAUCCAGGUUGAUGACAUGCCUUGUGCUGGGCUUGAAGACAAGGGAAAUUGCAAAAUUAUGUGUCAAGCAGAGUCUGGGGCAGACAUGAGGACUUCUGCCCAGACUCAGAUUAUAACCAAGGCUCAGGCUGAGACCAUGACUGGGGUAAGGGUUGAUGCUGGGGGUAAUACCAAUGCCAUGUACAAGGCAGGAACAGGGAUAGAUAUGAGAGCUUCUACACAACAUCAGACUAUGACCACAAAACAGGUUGAGGCAAUGUCUGAUGCCAGGGUUGAUGAAAAGGGAAAUAUCAAUGUCACAACUAGGGCAGUGACUGAAGCUCACAUGAAGACUGUUUCUCAGCCUAAGACUAUGCCUGAUGCCAGGGUUAAGGAUAGAGACAAUUCUAAUGCCAUGUCUAAAAUGGGGGCCAAGGCAAACCUGAACGUCAAUUCUCAGGUUGAGGCUUUGCCUGAUUCCAGAGUUCAGACCAGGGGUAAUCCCAAUGCCAUUUCUAAGUUAGGGGUUGGAACAGAUAUGUUGUCCUGUAUACAACCUCAAUCUAUGGCCAGUGUCCCAGGAGAUGCCUUGCCUGAUGGUAAGAUUAAUGCUGAAGGCAAUGCCAACACAAUGUCUAAGGAAGGGGCUGGGACAGACACAAAGGCACAGUCUCAGGCUUUUGCCACAAGCCAGGUUGAAGCCUUACCUAGUACUAGAACUAAGGCUAGGGGCAAAGCCAAAGGCAAAAGAAAGGCCAGGGUCAGGACAGACAUGAAAACCUAUGCACAGCCUCAGGGUGGGGCCAAGUCCCAAGCUGAUGACAGGGGAGACCCUGACGCCAUUUCUAGGGCAGGGGCUAAGGCAGAAAUGAAGCCCUGUGGUCAGCCUCAGGCUAUGGCCAAUACCCAGGAUGAAGCCUUGUCUGGUAUCCAGAAUAAUCUCUGGGGUAAUCCCAAAGCUGUGUCUAAUGUAGGGGCUGGGCCAGACACAAAUGGCUCUGUCCAGCCUCAAACAGAUAUAACACAAUCUGCUUGGCCACAGGCUGUGGCCAAUUCUCAGGGUGAGGCCUUACCUGGUGCCAGUAAUAAGGUCAGGGGAAAUCCCAAUGCUGUGUCUAAGACAGAGACUGGAGCAGAUACGGCAGGUUCUGCACAGACCCAGGAUCUUUCAAAUUCCCAAGGCAAAGCCUUGCUUGGUGCCAGGAAUAAGAACAGGCGCAAACCUAAUGCUGUGUCUAAGUCAGGGGCUGGAUCAGAUGCAGUUGGCUCUGCCCAGCCCCAGGCUGUGACCAAUUCCCAAGAGGAGGCCUUGCCUAGUGCCAAGAAUAAGCUCCAGGGCAAUCCCAAUGCUGUGUCUAAGGCAGAGACUGGAGCAGAUAUAAUGGACUCUGUCCAGUCACAGGUUGUGUCAAAUUCCCAAGGUGAAGCCUUGUCCGGUGCCAGGAAUAAGGUCAGGGGCAAACCCAAUGUCGUGUCUAAGGCAGGAGCUGAACCAGAUAAAACAGGCUCUGUUCAGCACCAGGCUGUAGUGAGUUCCCUGGGUGAGGCCUUAUCUAGUACUAAGAAUAAGAUUAAGGGCAAUUCCAAUGCUGUGUCUGUAACAGGGGCUGUGCCAGAUGCAAGGGGCCCUGCCCCACCCCUGGGUAUGGCCAUUUCUCAGGGUGAGGCCUUGCCUGGUGCCAAGAAUAAGGUCAAGGGCAAUGCCAAUGCUGCAUCUAAGGCAGGAGGUGGGCCAGAUACAACUGGCUCUGACCAGCUCCAGACUAUGACUAAUUCUCAUGGUGAGGUCUUACCUGGUACUAAGAAUAAGGUCAGGGAUAAUCCCAAUACUGUGUCUAAGGCAGAGGACCAAACAGAUGCAACAGGCUCUGUCCAGCCCCAGGCUGUGUUUAAUUCCCAAGGUGAAUCUUUACCUGUUACUAGGAAUAAGGUCAAGGGCAAUGCCAAUGCUGCAUCUAAGGCAGGGGCUGGGCCAGAUGCAAUGGACUCUGUCCAGCCCCAAGCUGUGACCAAUUCACAGGGUGAGGCCCUGUGUGUUACUGAGAAUAAGGUCAGGGAUAAUCCCAAUACUGUGUCUAAGGCAGAGGACCAAACAGAUGCAACAGGCUCUGUCCAGCCCCAGGCUGUGUUUAAUUCCCAAGGUGAAUCCUUACCUGUUACUAGGAAUAAGGUCAAGGGCAAUGCCAAUGCUGCAUCUAAGGCAGGAGGUGGGCCAGAUACAACUGGCUCUGACCAGCUCCAGACUAUGACUAAUUCUCAUGGUGAGGUCUUACCUGGUACUAAGAAUAAGGUCAGGGAUAAUCCCAAUACUGUGUCUAAGGCAGAGGACCAAACAGAUGCAACAGGCUCUGUCCAGCCCCAGGCUGUGUUUAAUUCUCAAGGUGAAUCCUUACCUGUUACUAGGAAUAAGGUCAAGGGUAAUGCCAAUGCUGCAUCUAAGGCAGGGGCUGGGCCAGAUGCAAUGGACUCUGUCCAGCCCCAAGCUGUGACCAAUUCACAGGGUGAGGUUCUCUGUGUUACUAAGAAUAAGGUCAGGGAUAAUCCCAAUACUGUGUCUAAAGCAGAGGCCAGAGCAGAUGCAACCAGCUCUGCCCAGCCCCAGGUUGUAUCUAAUUCCCAAGGUGAGUUAUUGUCUGGUACCAGGAAUGAAGUCAAGGGCAAUCCUAGUGUUGUGUCUAAGGCAGGGCCUGGGCCAGAUGCAAUGGGCUCUGUCCAGCCCCAAGCUGUGGCUAAUUCUUGGGGUGAGGCCUUGCCUGGUGCCAAGAAUAAGGUCAAAGGCAAUGCCAAUGCUGCAUCUAAGGCAGGAGGUGGGCCAGAUACAACUGGCUCUGACCAGCUCCAGACUAUGACUAAUUCUCAUGGUGAGGUCUUACCUGGUACUAAGAAUAAGGUCAGGGAUAAUCCCAAUACUGUGUCUAAGGCAGAGGACCAAACAGAUGCAACAAGCUCUGUCCAGCCCCAGGCUGUGUUUAAUUCCCAAGGUGAAUCCUUACCUGUUACUAGGAAUAAGGUCAAGGGUAAUGCCAAUGCUGCAUCUAAGGCAGGGGCUGGGCCAGAUGCAAUGGACUCUGUCCAGCCCCAAGCUGUGACCAAUUCACAGGGUGAGGCCCUGUGUGUUACUAAGAAUAAGGUCAGGGAUAAUCCCAAUACUGUGUCUAAAGCAGAGGCCAGAGCAGAUGCAACCAGCUCUGCCCAGCCCCAGGUUGUAUCUAAUUCCCAAGGUGAGUUAUUGCCUGGUACCAGGAAUGAAGUCAAGGGCAAUCCUAGUGCUGUGUCUAAGGCAGGGCCUGGGCCAGAUGCAAUGGGCUCUGUCCAGCCCCAAGCUGUGGCUAAUUCUUGGGGUGAGGCCUUACUUGGUGCUAAGAAUAAGGUCAGGGGCAAUUCCAAUACUGUGUCCAAGUUAAAGGCUGGAACAGAUACAACAAGCUCUUCUCCGCCCCAGGUUUCAGACAGUUCCCAUGGUGAGGCCUUGCUUGGUGCUAGGAGUAAGGUCAAGUGCAAUACCAAUGCUGAAUCUAAGGUAAAGGCCAGAAAAGAUACAAUGGUCUCUGGCCAGCCUCAGUCCAUGGUCCUUUCCCAGAGUAAGAUGUUGCUUGGUGCAAAGGACAAAGCUAUACCCAAAUCUAAAGCAGAAACCACAGAAGAAGGUGCUGCCUAUAAAAAUCCCAAGCCUAAGGCCAUGCUCACUUCAGACAGUGAAGGUGGGACAGGUACUCUGGCCUGUGGAAAGACACAGCCUAAAGUCCAUGACUAUUAUUGGAAUGAAAUUGGUAUUGAAGAUUGGAUUGCCUCUGAGCGAUGGAUCAAAUUUAGGUUUCAGGCCAAGGAUGGAUACUGGGAGAAUAACAUGUCCUGGGUUGAUGAUGAGAAUGAAGCCAGUAUUGAGUCCUGGAGCGGGGCUAGUGAUAAGUCUGGUAUUAGGUCCUGGGCUGGGGCUUGUGAUGAGGCUGGCAUUAAGUCCUGGCCUUGGGCUAGGGAUGAGAAUAAGGUUGGUGUUGAAUCUUGGGAUAGAUCUGAGGACCAGGCCAGUGAGGAUCUCUGGACUAGGAACAAGGCCAUUAGAGGGUCCCGGACUGGGGCUGAGAACCAGGUCAGUGGAGGGUCUUGGGUUGGCACUAGGGACAAGGUUAUUGGGGAACCCUGGACUGGAGAUCAGGUCAGUGAGGGUUCCCAGGCUGGGGGCCAGGCCAGUGAUGUCUCCUGGGUUGGGGAAGAGGCAAUUGGAGGGUCCUGGACAGUGGCUGAGAACAAGGCCAAUGGAGGGUCCUGGCCUGGAGUUCAAAAGCAGGCUAGUGGAAGGUCCAUGGAUGGGGAUAGGAUUCAGGCAAAUGGAGGUUCCUGGACUGAGACAAGGGCUAGAAAUGUGGCUAGUAUUGGCGACUGGGCUGGCACUGUGGACAAGGCUAUUGGAGAGUCCUGGGUUGGGACUGGCGAUCCACUUGGUGGUAGAUCCAAGCCUAGAUUUGAUAAUCAGGCUAGUGAAAAUGUAUCCUGGGCUGAGGCUGGUGACCAGGGCAGUGGAAGGUCUAGGUUGGGGUCUGAGGACCAGUCCAGUGGAAGACCCUGGGCUGACACUGCAGGUCAAGCCAGUGGAGUGUCCAGUCUGGGGCCUGUGGACCAGUCCAGCAGUGGGUCCUGGCCUACGACUGGGGAACAGGCUGAUGGAGGGUCUAGGCCAGGGUUUGUGGACCAGUCCAAUGUUCAGUCCUGGGCUGGCACUGAAAAGGAAGCUAGUGGAAGGUCCUGGGUUGGGGCUGGAGAUCAGGCAGGUAGCUGUUCCAAACCUGGAUUUGAGGGUCAGGCCAGUGGAGGAGGCUUCCGAGCUGGCACUAGGAAUCAAGCUGGUAGAAAAUCCUGGGCUGGGUCUAGGCUGGAACCUGAAAGUCAGACAAGUGGGGGGUCCUGGGCUAGGACUAGGGACCAGGCCAGUGGAAGGUCCCAGGUCAGUGCUGGGGUGGAGGACAAUGAAGGAUACUGGCUUGGGGCUGGGAUUGAAGCUAGUACAGGAUCCUGGUUUUGGAAAGGGGAAGAGGCUGGUAUUGUGUCCAGAUCUGGAUAUAAAAAUGAACCCAGUAUUGAAUCCAGAUCAGUGACUGAGGAAGAGAUUAUCAUUAGUUCCAUAUUUGAGGAUGAGGACAAGGCCAGUAUUGGGUCUUGGAGUAGAUCUGAAGAGGAGGCCUUUAUGGAUUCCUUUGUGGGGGCUGAGGCCAGGAAAGAGUCUUGGCUCUGGGAUGAAGAUACAGCCACUACAGGGUCUAGGCUUGGGGCUGGGGAAGGGCCUGGCAUGAGGUCCUGGACUUUCGCUGAGGAUAUAGAUGAGGAUGAACUAAGUAGAGCGUCUAGCCCUGAUAUUGAGGAGAUCAGUUUAAGAUCCUUGUUUUGGACUGAGAGUGAGAACAAUGAGUGCAUAUCCAAGAGUGAGAAAAAUGUCAGUUUUGAGUGUGGGGCUGGAGACAAGGAUAAGCUUGAGGCUGCUGGUGGAGUUGAUAUAAGGUCUUGGUUCAGGGAUGGUAAUGAAAACAGAAGUGGAAACAAAUCUGCACCUAAGACUAAAAAAUCAUCUGAGUCUAGAGGCACAUAUCCGUCCAUGGUUCCUGGGGCAGGAAUGGGAUCAUGGGCAGAAACCAUGAUCUGGACGGAAAUGAAAUAUCCAUACCAAAAUGAACCCUGCUUACCACUUGAAGAUGGCCUCAGAAAGCAGAUCAGGUCCGGGGCGAAAGCUCAGCCCUGGCCUUUCCACUGUAAACACAAAACUAACAUGGAUCCACGAGAGCUUGAAAAACUCAUUUGCAUGAUUGAGAUGACUGAAGAACCUUCUAUUCAUGAAAUAGCCAAUAAUGCUCUAUUUAACAGUCCCGAUUAUCCGUUUUCCCAUGAAGUCAUUCAUAAUGCAGGUAGAAUCUCAGUUAUUGAAAGCUUGCUCAAUAAUCCCCACCCCAGUGUUAGGCAGAAGGCUUUAAAUGCACUGAAUAACAUCUCGGUGGCUGCUGAAAAUCACAGGAAGGUUAAAACAUAUUUAAAUCAAGUAUGUGAAGAUACCGUCACCUAUCCCUUGAAUUCAAAUGUGCAGCUGGCUGGACUGAGAUUGAUAAGGCACCUGACUAUAAUUAGUGAAUAUCAGCAUAUGGUUACAAAUUAUAUUUCAGAAUUUCUUCGUUUGUUAACUGUGGGAGGUAGAGAAACGAAAGAACAUAUUUUGGGUAUGCUUUUGAAUUUCUCUAAAAAUCCAUCUAUGACAAAAGAUUUGCUCAUAGCCAGUGCACCAACAUCAAUAAUUAAUAUUUUUAGCAAGAAAGAGGCAAAAGAGAAUAUUAUUAAUGCUCUUUUACUAUUUGAAAAUAUAAAUGACCAUUUUAAAAGAAGAUCAAGAGUAUUUACCCAGGACAAUUUCAGUAAAAAUUCCCUUUACUUCGUAUUCCAACGACCUAAAGCAUGUGCCAAGAAACUUCGAGUCUUAGCAGCAGAAUACAAAGACCCUGAGGUGAAAAAAAGAGUUGAGCUAUUAUUAAGUAAACUUUAAUUAGUUGUAUGUUUCCAAAAAAAUCUGAGUAAUAUUUUGGUUUUGCAUCCUGGGGGUAAUACACUUUGUAAAUUGCAUUAUAACUUUGAUACUGAUGUUAUUUAUGAUGGUUUGUUGCUGGACCACUUUAUGAACACCAGAUUAAUUCAAACUUGUACUGAAAAUACAUGUGUUGCUUUUUACCUUGUCUAGAUUGAGAUGUUUUUAGUAUGCUUCAUGAGCAGAAACUAAGCCAAUUCUUCAUAAGUAAGGUAAUCUUUGGUCCUUUGUGUGGACUUAUGUUUAUACAUUUGAGAUUUUA
This is a messenger RNA of Myotis myotis, 7788 nucleotides long. It is a transcript of the gene ARMCX4, whose product is annotated as armadillo repeat containing X-linked 4. The record is from RefSeq and is a predicted model, not a curated record. The transcript has a single exon. Lineage: Eukaryota; Metazoa; Chordata; Mammalia; Chiroptera; Vespertilionidae. The coding region runs from base 129 to 7487 and encodes 2452 amino acids.